This is a messenger RNA of Mya arenaria, 4910 nucleotides long. RefSeq lists its product as uncharacterized. The transcript has 5 exons. Gene Ontology annotation, cellular component: membrane. Gene Ontology annotation, biological process: homophilic cell-cell adhesion. Lineage: Eukaryota; Metazoa; Mollusca; Bivalvia; Myida; Myidae. Gene Ontology annotation, molecular function: calcium ion binding. The record is from RefSeq and is a predicted model, not a curated record. The coding region runs from base 1 to 2625 and encodes 874 amino acids.
AUGGCUGAAGUUCUCGGAGACGACGCAAUGUAUGAUUUGAACACAACCUGGUACCAGACUUUCAAGCAGACUGUGUCAGACGACAGUGAUCUGGGUGUUGGUUUGUCCAGUCCUGAAUUUGCCUCAGUCUUGAAUAAAAUCACAGAGGAAGCUUCGAAGGCCGUUUUGACGCAAUUUUUACACCGUUGGAAUAAAACAGCUGCUGCUUGGGAGAACGGAACCCUGUCGGGAUCAUCAGACUCGAGCACUGUGAUCAACCUGUCUCGUCUGCAGCCCUGCUUUGAACAGUACAGCCUCGAUUUGCAGGCGGCCAAGAUCAAGGGAUUCAACUCCAUAUUUGAGGACUUUGACCAUGCGUCCAAUGCAUACAAAACAGCUGAAAAACAAGAGAGUCAAACCAGUGGAGGAGGGAAGAACGAUGGCGUAUGUGCACGUGUACGAGUCUGGAUAAUUCAGGAGCUUGUCCUUACUAGAGACGCUUUCAACGCCCGUCUCGAAAUUGAGAACGGGGAAAGCUCGAACUUGGAACUUAUAUACGUCGAGAUCGAAAUACGACAGACAUACGGAACUGGAGAGCUGCUGAUUGACAAAUUUUCUAUUGGCUCGCCGACGUUGGUCGGUAUCACAGAUGUGGACGGAACAGGCCGGCUGUCAAAAGACAUAUCGGGUUCGGCAGAAUGGCUCAUCAUCCCUUACUCUAGCGCCGCCCCUGAGGAUGAUAUACAGUACGACAUUGGGGGGAGACUCUCGUACAGCGUCGGGGGUUCGGAAUUUUCUGUUCCGCUUCUACCAGACACAAUAACGGUGAAGCCAAAUCCCAGUUUAAUUGUUCACUAUUUCCACGAGAAGUACGUAAGGGGCGAUGACCCCAUUACUCCGGAGACUGAACCUAUUGUACCAUUUAGUCUAGCUGUGAUGGUCAUGAACAAUGGCUUUGGCGUAGCAAGGGCGUUGAAAAUAACGUCAGGUCAACCUGAGAUAAUAGAAAAUGAGAAGGGACUGCUGAUAACGUUUAAAAUAAUUGGAGCGCAGCUAGGUGACAAGGCAAUAACAUCAUCUUUGACAGUUGACUUCGGUGACAUUUCGUCCAUGACAACUAAAACAGCCAGAUGGCUACUUACAACCACCCUAAUGGGAACGUUUUACAACUUCACUGCAACAUUCAAAAACAUCAACCCCCUCGGAGACCCGCAGUUGUCCCUGAUGGACGAACUCGGGUAUCAUGAACUGAUUCACUUAGUGCGGAUUGAGAAUGUAUAUAAUGAUGAUGGCCUGGAUGACUUUUUGGUUAAUGACCUUGUAGAUGAGGAGGGUAUACCUGACCGCCUGUACAACAGUAAUGACGGGGAAGAUGUGGCUAAAGUGGAAAAAGCUAAUGCCAUGGAUGACAGUGUCAAAGAGUUUGUACGGUCUGCGACAAAAAUAUACAGAAAUUUAACAUUUAGCGUUCAAGCAAAUGCGUCGAUUUAUUUUUAUUUGAGAUUUGAAAACACUUUCUCAGAAAGCCCAUUAUUGUAUGCAGAAACCAAUAAAGACGAACGACCGCUUUUGGUAGACAAAAAUGUUUGGCUCACAUCACACAUUCUUGACAUGGAAUUGAUUCAUUUAUUGGAUAUUGUAAAAAUCAACACUACAGAUAUGAUGUCUUCUAAUUAUACAUUGACGUUCGGCCCACGAAAUAUGUAUGCACCACGUUUCAACAGUUCUGCUUAUUCGACAACUAUAUCUAGACGACUGGCAAAGGGAACCGCAAUUGUAACGAUUGAUGCGUAUGAUAUUGACAAAGAUGACUUUGACAUGUAUAUUGACACAUACAAUGCCAGUAGUUUUGUGAUUGAAAAAAUAAGUCAGACAAGCUAUGAACUAAAAAUAGCAGAUGAACUGCAUACAGGGUUUUAUACUAUCCCAGUAGUUGUGCGUGAUCAUGGCAUACCCGCCUUGGUAUCGGCGAUGAACGCAUCGAUCGAGGUGAACGACGCGGAUGCGACGGGCACUACACAUGUGCGUUCUAGUACAACUACGAUGUCCUCUGACGUCACGAAAACAACGUCAUUCUCCGGUAACACUCCUGAAAUGACAUCAAGCGUUUUAAAUCAGACUUCAACGACGGCAUCACCGAUGACUGUUUUUACAACCGCAAGUUCAAACACAACAGGUUCGACGCUAGAAACAACAGCUGUGCAAUCUUUGUCUACGGCAAAUCAUUCAGCUUUUGCAAAUAUAACCUCAGCGACGACUUCAUCGACGAAUUCACAGUUGACAGUUUCUACUAUCCCGAGUACAAACACAACAGGCUCGACAAUAAAAACAACAACAACUAUGCAAUAUACAUCAACGGAAACCCCUUCAGCUGUUUCAAACGUAACCUCAGCGUCGACUUCGACUAUCGUAAUAUCAACUGUUUCCGAUUCUUCUAAGGGAACAAUUUCAUCAACAAUAAACAUCACCACUACACCCGUUAUCAAGACAACCGAAGAAACGGACGUGGGAGAGUCGGAAGACCUUGCCACGUGGGUUAUCCCAACAGCUAUUGGCGGCGCUGUUUUUGUUUUAAUUGUUCUAUUCAUAAUUGUGUUUGCUUAUACCCUAAGAAAGAAAUCCGGUUCAGGAAACUACAGAAUGUAAAAAGGAAAUGAAGAACACGAGAGCCCAUUAAUCAAAAUUGGUAGUUAUCAUUUGUAAAGAAAGACAUGUGACUACUUCAUUUUUGUAUUCAUCCUUCGUCAAGAGCAUGCGUACUACCAACUUUAAUUUUGCAUUCAUCCUUUGUGAAGAAAGAACAUGCGUCCUACUAACUUCAUUUUGUAUUCAUCCUUCGUUAAGAAAGAACAUACGUACUACAUCUACUAACUUCAUAUUUGUAUUUAUCCUUUGUAAAGAAAGCAUGCGUACUACUAACUUCAUAUUUGUAUUCAUCCUUUGUAAAGAAAGAGCAUGCGUACUACUAACUUCAUAUUUGUAUUCAUCCUUUGUAAAGAAAGAACACGCGUACUACUAACUUCAUAUUUGUAUUCAUCCUUUGUAAAGAAAGAACACGCGUACUACUAACUUCAUAUUUGUAUUCAUCCUUUGUAAAGAAAGAACAUGCGUACUACUAACUUCAUAUUUGUAUUCAUCCUUUGUAAAGAAAGCAUGCGUACUACUUACUUCAUAUUUGUAUUCAUCCUUUGUAAAGAAAGCAUGCGUACUACUAACUUCAUUUUGUAUUCAACCUUUGUAAAGAAAGAACAUGCGUACUACUAACUUCAUAUUUGUAUUCAUCCUUUGUAAAGAAAGCAUGCUUACUACUUACUUCAUAUUUGUAUUCAUCCUUUGUAAAGAAAGAACAUGCGUACUACUAACUUCAUAUUUGUAUUCAUCCUUUGUAAAGAAAGAACAUGCGUACUACUAACUUCAUUUUGUAUUCAUCCUUUGUAAAGAAAGAACACGCGUACUACUAACUUCAUUUUGUAUUCAUCCUUUGUAAAGAAAGAACAUGCGUACUACUAACUUCAUAUUUGUAUUCAUCCUUUGUAAAGAAAGAACAUGCGUACUACUAACUUCAUUUUGUAUUCAUCCUUUGUAAAGAAAGAACAUGCGUACUACUUACUUCAUAUUUGUAUUCAUCCUUUGUAAAGAAAGCAUGCGUACUACUAACUUCAUUUUGUAUUCAACCUUCGUAAAGAAAGAGCAUGCGUACUACUAACUUCAUUUUCGUAUUCAUCUUUCGUAAAGAAAGAACAUGCGUCCUACUAACUUCAUUUUCGUAUUCAUCCUUCGUGAAGAAAGAACAUGCGUCCUACUAACUUCAUUUUCGUAUUCAUCCUUCGCGAAGAAAGAACAUGCGUCCUACUAACUUCAUUUUCGUAUUCAUCCUUCGUAAAGAAAGAACAUGCGUCCUACUAACUUCAUUUUCAUAUUCAUCCUUCGUGAAGAAAGAACAUGCGUCCUACUAAUUUCAUUUUCGUAUUCAUCCUUCGUGAAGGAAGAACAUGCGUCCUACUAACUUCAUUUUCGUAUUCAUCCUUCGUGAAGAAAGAACAUGCGUCCUACUAACUUCAUUUUUGUAUUCAUCCUUCGUGAAGAAAGAACAUGCGCCCUACUAACUUCAUUUUCGUAUUCAUCCUUCGUGAAGAAAGAACAUGCGCCCUACUAACUUCAUUUUCGUAUUCAUCCUUCGUGAAGAAAGAACAUGCGUCCUACUAACUUCUUUUUCGUAUUCACCCUUCGUGAAGAAAGAACAUGCGUCCUACUAACUUCAUUUUCGUAUUCAUCCUUCGUGAAGAAAGAACAUGCGUCCUACUAACUUCAUUUUCGUUUUCAUCCUUCGUGAAGAAAGAACAUGCGUCCUACUAACUUCAUUUUCGUAUUCAUCCUUCGUGAAGAAAGAACAUGCGUCCUACUAACUUCAUUUUUUUGUUUGUAUCCUUCAUAAAGGAAAAACGUGUGUGCCAUUAGGUCCACGUUUUGAAUUGCCACUACCUCCUUGUUUGUAUUCGUCACUCGUGAAUGUGGGUAAAUAAAUGUUUUGUUGAUUACUAAUGAUACAGUUUUAAAACACAAUGUAGAAUUUUCAAUUUUCUAUUGUGCUUAUAUACAUUUUGUUAAUAAUUUCUUAGUUUUUAUUUGAAAAGAUUUAACAGAAAAAUAUCAUACUUUUGUGGGUUUUUUAACUCCAAAAAUAAUAAUCUAAAUGAUAUGGUCGGUAGAUAAUGGAACUCAUUUAAAAAUGUUUUUCAAGUACUUCUUAAUUAAGGUGUAUAUUUUUCUAUCUGUUAUUGUUACUGCUGAACUAUGUGUUCUGUACUUUACACAUGCAAGUAAAAAUAAAGCUGUUACGUAUUUCGUACGAACACAUGGAUGAUUACACCGUCAGCUUAUUACAAUAAGAUUGAUGUCAGAUACUUUGAAAAUAAAUAUAUAAAUAUUAA